AUGUACAUGUACGAGUACGUGAACGCAGAGGCAGUGGCUGAAGCAGAUGCCACCUCCAAGGCUCCUGAGAAGCAGCGGGGCAAUGGGACUGGGCUAGUGACCGAGUUCGUGCUGGUGGGGUUCUCCAACCUUCCAGACCUGAGGACCACGCUCUUCGCGGUCUUCCUCCUCACCUACCUGGUCACCCUCAGUGGCAACGUCACCAUCAUCGCCAUCGUCCAUGCGGACCGCACGCUGCACACACCCAUGUACCGCUUCCUAGCCGUGCUGUCCCUCUCUGAGACCUGUUACACGCUGGUCACCAUCCCCAACAUGCUGGCCCAUCUGCUGAUGGAGAGCCAGGCCAUCUCCAUCUCUGGCUGCCGGGCUCAGAUGUUCUUCUUCCUGGGCUUGGGUUGCAGCCACUGCUUCCUCCUGACCCUGAUGGGUUACGACCGGUACGUGGCCAUCUGUCAUCCCCUGCGCUACUCGGUGAUCAUGAGACCCACCGUUUGCCUCUGCCUAGGAGCCUUGGUUUUCUGCUCUGGCUUCUCGGUGGCUCUGAUGGAGACCUGCAUGAUUUUCUCGUCGCCCUUCUGCCGCGGAGACCGUGUGGAGCACUUCUUCUGCGACAUCGCCCCGGUGCUGAAGCUCAGCUGCGCCGACAGUGCGCGCAAGGCGCUGGGCAUCUUCUUCCUGAGCGUGCUGGUGGUGCUGGUCUCCUUCCUCCUCAUCCUCCUGUCCUACGCCUUCAUCGUGGCGGCCAUCCUGAGGAUUCGCUCUGCGGCCGGCCGGCGCAAAGCCUUCUCCACCUGCGCCGCGCACCUCACCGUGGUCGUGGUGCAUUUUGGCUGCGCCUCCAUCAUCUACCUGCGGCCAGACUCUGGGGCCAACCCCGCCCAGGACCGCCUGGUGGCGGUGUUCUACACGGUGGUGACGCCGCUUCUCAACCCUGUGGUGUACACUCUGCGCAACCAGGAGAUGAGGGUGGCGCUCAAGAGGACCCUGGCGCGCAGCUGCGGGGUGUUGAGAUAA
Sciurus carolinensis (gray squirrel) is the source of this 1014-nucleotide messenger RNA. RefSeq names its product olfactory receptor 10T2-like. Bases 1 to 1014 code for a protein of 337 amino acids. Gene Ontology annotation, molecular function: olfactory receptor activity; G protein-coupled receptor activity. The record is from RefSeq and is a predicted model, not a curated record. Lineage: Eukaryota; Metazoa; Chordata; Mammalia; Rodentia; Sciuridae. Gene Ontology annotation, biological process: G protein-coupled receptor signaling pathway. Gene Ontology annotation, cellular component: membrane. The transcript is spliced from 3 exons.